AUGGAGUAUUUUGCUCGCAUGAUGCGGUCGCCGGGCAACGUCCUCGUGGACCGCGGCCUCUUCCGCCUCAUUGCGUCCUUCCAAGAUGGCCACUUCCUUGACGUCAUUGCGCUCUUCAAGGCCUGGGCGGCGAUGCCACUGCCCACGAAGAUCGCCUCCAUGCGCGACUUCCUCCUCGAAGCGAUGACCGAGCCGCUGCUCGUGCUCCAUGGCGCCAUCGCGCAGAACGACGCGCGACUUGUCGACCUCGUCCUUCGGUGCACGCACGUCAAGAGCGCCAACGCAAUGGACUAUGCAGGCAAGACAGGGGCGCUCAGCGUCGUCCGAUACCUCCACACGUCGGGCCACGCUCCAUCGCGGCGGGCCAUGGACUAUGCGGCCCAGAAUGGCCACGUCGAGAUCGUAGUGUUCCUUCACGAGCACCGGCGCGAAGGCUGCACGCGAGACGCGAUGGACUUUGCAGCGCAGAACGGGCACCUCGCUGUCGUCGAGUACCUGGCUGCGACCGUCAACGUCGGGGGCACGGUCAAGGCGAUGGACUGGGCGGCCCGCAACGGCCACUUGAACGUACUUCAGUACCUCCACGAGCAUCGCUCCGAAGGGUGCUCUGCGUAUGCGAUGGACAGCGCUGCGAAGAACGGCCACGUCCAUGUCCUCCGCUACCUCCACUCGAUUGAUGCGCCAGCAUCACACUUGGCCCUCGACGCCGCGGCGGCCAACGGGCACAUGGAGGCCGUGCAGUUCUUGCACACGCACCGAAACGAAGGGUGCACAGUGCGGGCCAUGGAUGGCGCUGCGCGCUUUGGCCUCCUCGAUAUGGUCGUCUUCCUCCACACCCAUCGCACCGAGGGCUGCUCCACCGAAGCCGUCGACGCGGCAGCGGCCAACGGCCAUGAAGAUGUUGUCCGGUUUCUUCUCACCCACCGCCACGAAGGCGCGUCACCAUUCGCGCUGCAUGCAGCCGCCGUCAGUGGCUACGUCAACAUCCUCGACUGCUUGUACGCAUAUGCACCGACCAUGGUAUGCACGAGCCGCGCACUGCUGCACGUCGUGCAAGUCGGACAGCUCGCAGCGCUGCGCUGGCUCCUCGUCCAUCAACGCGACGCGCUGGAUGCGAUCUCAGACGACCUCAUGGAACGCGCCAUCACAGCUGGGUAG
Saprolegnia parasitica CBS 223.65 is the source of this 1158-nucleotide messenger RNA. RefSeq lists its product as hypothetical. NCBI's taxonomy places the organism in Eukaryota, Oomycota, Saprolegniomycetes, Saprolegniales, Saprolegniaceae. The record is from RefSeq and is a predicted model, not a curated record. Gene Ontology annotation, molecular function: protein binding. Bases 1 to 1158 code for a protein of 385 amino acids. The transcript is spliced from 2 exons.